AUGUCAUCAUUCGACAAAUAUGGAGGAGGGGCCACUCCGAAAAAGCGACAGCGAGAUGAGUCCUUCGGGUGGUUGGACAAGAGCUCGAACUCUUCCACCUCAUCUGGCCUUCCAGGCCCUGAUGACAUCUCCCACCCAGAUUCCAAGAUAUCGACUCGGACAGGCUUUGCCCAUCCAUCCGACCUGGUUCGCACUAUUCACCACCUCCACGACGAACGCCCAAGCCCAACUCAGGCUCCUACAGUUUCCGACGAUCUUCAGAUCAUUGACCCUCUGCCAUCUGGAUCGGCCAUCGCGGCACAGAAAAUAUUGUGGGGAUUUUUGGACAAACAUGCCCAGUGUAUCUGUCAGGGUCAAGAGCACCGCCUCACCGAGCAAGAGAUUCAGGAUUUGGGCAAAGCCCGAGGUCACCGCCCACCUGACACGCGACAUUGGCCUUCAGAUUCGGCAGCUGGAGAAGACAGAACAGGAAUCCAAGCCCGUGCGAAUGCGACAGAAUGUGCAGACAGGAUGCGCACGAUACUAAAAUCUGGACUCGCAUGA
This is a messenger RNA of Exophiala spinifera, 543 nucleotides long. RefSeq lists its product as uncharacterized. The record is from RefSeq and is a predicted model, not a curated record. The coding region runs from base 1 to 543 and encodes 180 amino acids. The transcript has a single exon. NCBI's taxonomy places the organism in Eukaryota, Fungi, Ascomycota, Eurotiomycetes, Chaetothyriales, Herpotrichiellaceae.